Messenger RNA from Phragmites australis (common reed), 1033 nucleotides. RefSeq lists its product as uncharacterized. NCBI's taxonomy places the organism in Eukaryota, Viridiplantae, Streptophyta, Magnoliopsida, Poales, Poaceae. The record is from RefSeq and is a predicted model, not a curated record. The transcript has 2 exons. Gene Ontology annotation, biological process: lipid metabolic process. Bases 104 to 925 code for a protein of 273 amino acids. Gene Ontology annotation, molecular function: oxidoreductase activity, acting on the CH-CH group of donors.
GCUUCUUCUUCCUCAAGUACCUCCCGAUCUCCUCUGGUUCCUGCCUCAAAUCACAAACCGGACCGUAGCAAUACGUAGUUGUGCGAGCGAGAGGCGUAGAGAGAUGUGGGCGCCGUCGCCACCAUUCCUGUACCCGCCGCUUGCGUCGGCGUUUGUGGCCGCGAUGUCGGCGGUAUCCGUCGCCUCGCUGGCGAGCUUGGGCCUCUCGGAGCUCCGCGGCGAGCACAUGGCCUACUCCAAGUUCUGGCACGUCGUGGCGGGUGUCAAGCAGCGCCAGCAGGGCGGCGGCGCACUCCUGCCGAGCCGCGGCGGGAUGCUGGUGGCCUACGCCCCGGCGCUCGUCGCCGCGCUCGCGUCCUUCGCAGUGCCGGGCGCGGUGGAUGGCACGCGCGCCCAGCUCCUCAGCGCCGCGCUCGCCGUCCACUUCCUCAAACGGGUUCUCGAGGUGCUUUUGGUUCACCGGUACAGUGGGAGCAUGCCGCUCUCCACGGCUCUAACAAUCUCCUCUUGUUACCUAUUCAACAGUGUCGCCAUGAUCUACGUGCAGCACCUGAGCCGCGGUCUCCCGGACCCUCCCGUCGACCUGAGGUACCCCGGCGUGCUUGUCUUCGCCAUCGGCGUCGGCGGUAACUUCUACCACCACUACCUUCUCUCGAGACUGAGAGCCGUCGGAGGCGGCAACGACAAGGGGUACAAGAUCCCCAGGGGCGGCCUGUUUGAGCUCGUCACCUGCCCGCACUACCUCUUUGAGAUCCUCGCGUUCUUCGGGUUCGCCAUGAUCUCGCAGACGGUGUUCGCGCUCUCUGUGGCCUUCGGCACGGCGGCCUACCUCGCUGGCCGGAGCUGCGCCACCAGGAGGUGGUACGCGUCAAAGUUCGACGAGUUCCCGGCGAGGAUCAAAGCUCUGGUGCCGUAUGUCUUGUAGCGAGUUGAGGAAGAGUGCUUGCUCUGUGUGCAAUUUCACGUGUACAAGAUAUCGUUGUGAAUUGAUGUCGAUUUGUUGAUAAAUGACGCCUAUGUAAACCUCAAAACA